AUGCCUAGUAGGCCUACGUCAUCGGUAAAGCCACCUCAAGCGACCGCGCCUUGGCGCUGCCCGAGCGCCGUGGCCUCAAACAGCAUAAAAUUACCAAGUAUAAUGUUGUCUAUAGAUCCUUAUGAUCCAACAGAUAUUUGUGAACCCGAAGAGAAUAAUUACAACGAAAAUGAACCUUACACGCGGAUUUUUGAAAACCAUGAAGAUAUUUCCGAUGCGUAUGAAGACACCGACGAAGUAACACCUGAAACAAGUAUUUCAAAAGUAAAUAAUGAAAUUUUUGAGUCAGAAGAAGAUAUGAAUGCUUCCAUCAGCAACCUUUGCUACGGAGAUUUCUAUAUUUUAGGCAGAAUUUGGAUAGAAACAUUGAAAACUGUUCUAAUUGGUUCCCAAAUUCGACUAGUGCCAGUCGUUCACGCAGCGAAGCCUCCGCCAGAACCGCAAAGGCCGCCAAAAAUGAAAUACAUGGAUCUACCAAUUUACACCAGCCCUCAUUACGAGUAUAAAGAACACGAAGUCAAGAAAGAUGAAUGUGCCGAAGCGAAAACUAAACUACUGCAUAACUAUUUGCUUCCUUAUGUCAAGAAGUACAGAAUCGAAACUCAGAAUCAGCUGUGCAAAAUGAGAUGCGCAGCUAAAGGUACAAUUAAAGACGUGGGGUGCAGUAUAGAUAAUACUGGUAAAGAUAUCAAGAAAUUUAUGAGAGAUCCAGCUAACAAACAAGUGAGACAAGGUGUCGUGGCUACUGGCACUAUUUUGGGUUGCUUGAUGGGCUCGAAUUUGCCCAAAAAGUUUUUCCUGGCCGGCCUUGGGGGAUUAUCCACUGGAGCCUUGUGCUUUCCAGAUGAAACUGAUGAUUUCUUCAGAUCGUUCAUGUGGCAAGCUGGUACAACGUUUAUAAAGAUUUAUAAUACUUUUUGUGGGAAGAACUUUAAGCUGAGGGAAAGAGUGCCUUGUACUACUGAAGUGCCCCCCGAACCUACUGUGAGGAGGAAACAGCAAUGUCCAAAACCAAAGAAAGCGGCUGCUAAACCGGCAGCGAAAAAGUAG
Molecule: messenger RNA, 1050 nt
Organism: Amyelois transitella
Lineage: Eukaryota; Metazoa; Arthropoda; Insecta; Lepidoptera; Pyralidae
Exons: 2
Coding region: 1-1050 (349 amino acids)
Source: RefSeq, a predicted model, not a curated record